Messenger RNA from Strigops habroptila (Kakapo), 6798 nucleotides. RefSeq names its product frizzled class receptor 3 (gene FZD3). Gene Ontology annotation, cellular component: plasma membrane. Lineage: Eukaryota; Metazoa; Chordata; Aves; Psittaciformes; Psittacidae. Gene Ontology annotation, molecular function: Wnt receptor activity; Wnt-protein binding. The transcript is spliced from 7 exons. The record is from RefSeq and is a predicted model, not a curated record. The coding region runs from base 363 to 2423 and encodes 686 amino acids. Gene Ontology annotation, biological process: non-canonical Wnt signaling pathway; canonical Wnt signaling pathway.
GCUGCGGCGGGGUCGGGCGCGGGGAGGCGCGGUCGCUGCCGCCGCCACCUGAGGCGGAGGAGCGGGGCCGGAGCGGCGGGACCCCGCGCUGAGGCUAUCUAACAGAAGAAGAAAGUAACUUUACUGUUGUUCUGUCACGAUGGGGUCGAUUGUUUGGGAAUGUGGUUAGACAUAUUAAUACCUUAACCUAACACUUGCUAUAUAAUACUGCAAAAAGAAAAGACAAGAUAUCUAGCAUGUCUGUCUCUAAUACGUCAUCUUCUGGACUGAGCUAAGGAUGUUGUGUGCAAAGAGGAUUCUGGUUUUGAAGAACCUUAAACAAGGAGUGAGAACACCGCCGCUGAAGUGAAAUCUGGGGGAACAUGAGGAGUUGGAGCUUUCUGAUUGGGCUCAACAGCCAGCCCCAUUCCCAGUGUGGAAGAAUGGCUAUUAGCUGGAUGUUCUGUUACCUUUGGCUUUGGGAUGUUUUGAUGGGGCACACGAGAGGGCACAGUUUAUUUUCUUGUGAGCCCAUCAUCUUGCGGAUGUGCCAGGACCUGCCUUACAAUACCACCUUUAUGCCUAAUCUUCUGAACCAUUAUGACCAACAAACAGCAGCAUUAGCAAUGGAGCCAUUUCAUCCAAUGGUGAACUUGGAAUGCUCCAGAGAUUUUCGACCAUUUCUGUGUGCCCUCUACGCUCCUGUGUGCAUGGAGUACGGCCGUGUCACUCUCCCAUGUCGCAGACUUUGCCAAAGAGCAUACAGUGAGUGCUCCAAACUCAUGGAGAUGUUUGGGGUCUCUUGGCCUGAGGAUAUGGAGUGCACCAGAUUCCCAGAUUGUGAUGAGCCGUAUCCUCGUCUUGUUGACCUCAAUUUAGCUGGGGAGCCCACAGAAGACACCCCAAUGGCAGUACAGAGGGAUUACGGUUUUUGGUGUCCUCGGGAGUUGAAAAUAGACCCUGAUCUGGGUUACUCUUUCUUGAGGGUACGGGACUGUUCCCCUCCUUGCCCAAAUAUGUACUUUCGGCGUGAAGAACUCUCCUUUGCUCGCUACUUCAUCGGAGUCAUCUCCAUCGUCUGCCUUUCUGCUACCUUGUUUACUUUUUUAACUUUCCUGAUAGAUGUCACAAGAUUUCGCUAUCCAGAAAGACCGAUAAUAUUUUAUGCUGUCUGUUACAUGAUGGUGUCAUUAAUUUUCUUCAUUGGCUUUCUGCUUGAAGACCGAGUAGCGUGUAAUGCAUCUAGCCCGGCCCAGUACAAGGCUUCCACAGUGACACAGGGCUCUCACAACAAAGCCUGCACCAUGCUUUUCAUGGUGCUCUAUUUCUUUACCAUGGCUGGCAGCGUUUGGUGGGUCAUUCUGACCAUCACGUGGUUCUUGGCAGCUGUGCCAAAAUGGGGCAGUGAAGCAAUUGAGAAGAAAGCAUUGCUCUUCCAUGCCAGCGCCUGGGGCAUUCCAGGAACUCUGACCAUCAUCCUCUUAGCAAUGAAUAAAAUUGAAGGUGACAAUAUUAGCGGCGUAUGUUUUGUUGGCCUCUAUGAUGUGGAUGCAUUAAGAUACUUUGUACUUGCACCUCUCUGCCUGUAUGUUGUUGUCGGAGUUUCCCUUCUGCUAGCUGGCAUUAUCUCCCUCAAUCGGGUUCGCAUUGAAAUCCCGUUAGAAAAAGAGAACCAGGACAAACUAGUGAAGUUCAUGAUCCGGAUUGGCGUGUUCAGUGUUCUGUACCUCGUGCCGCUGUUGGUUGUAAUUGGCUGCUAUUUCUAUGAGCAGGCUUAUCGAGGUGUGUGGGAGACGACAUGGAUUCAAGAACGCUGCAGAGAAUAUCACAUCCCGUGUCCCUAUCAGGUCACUCAGAUGAGUCGUCCAGAUUUGAUUCUCUUUCUCAUGAAGUAUCUUAUGGCUUUGGUUGUUGGGAUACCCUCUGUCUUCUGGGUUGGAAGCAAAAAGACCUGUUUUGAGUGGGCUAGCUUCUUCCACGGACGCAGGAAAAAAGAGGUUGUAAAUGAGAGUCGUCAAGUGCUGCAGGAGCCAGACUUUGCUCAGUCUCUUCUGAGAGACCCCAACACCCCCAUCAUCCGGAAAUCCAGAGGCACUUCUACCCAGGGCACCUCGACUCAUGCCUCCUCCACCCAGCUGGCCAUGAUGGACGACCAGAGGAGCAAGGCAGGCAGUGUCCACAGCAAAGUCAGCAGCUACCACGGCAGCCUGCACCGCUCGCGCGACGGCAGGUACACUCCCUGCAGCUACAGAGGCGUAGAAGAAAGACUACCUCACGGCAGCAUGUCACGACUGACUGAUCAUUCCAGGCACAGCAGUUCGCAUCGGCUUAACGAACAGUCACGUCACAGCAGCAUCAGGGAUCUCAGCGGCAACCCAAUGACACACAUCACACACGGGACCAGCAUGAACCGCGUUAUCGAGGAGGACGGCACCAGCGCUUGAGCCGCUGGAUGGGAACAGAGCAGCUGCCGGGGUCGCGGUCCCCUCCUCAGCAAUGUCCUGGCACUCAGUAUUAUCAUGCCUCUCAUCGGGUGCUGAUUUUGUCCAUCAGGAAGCCGAAGCUUCUUCAUGUUGAAGCCAGCGUUCUUGUACUUGAGUCAGAGCUAGUGUUCAGCAAUCUUGAAUUAUUGAGUAAAAAGCCGGUUGCCUCCUUUGAACCUACCUGUAGGUAAUUAUUUAUUCAAUAACUGUUACUCAUCAGACACCGUUGCUGAAUUUCUUAGUCUUUGUUGGAAAAAGCCUCCCCCUGCCUCCGAUGGCUCUGCGUGUCGGUAGGUGUUCCCCUUGAAAACUGGCAGGGUCACGCUGAGAUUUUUCCUUCCCAGGCACAAGGGAACUCUUGAAUAUGGAAGGCAUUCCUCCCGCACCUCCCGGAUUAGAUAACACCCGUCCUUGUCUUCAUCAACGGGGAGGGGGCGCGUUAAAUGCCGUGUAAAGGACGUCUGUGUGGACCGGCAGGCGUUUCUAAUGGUCACACUGGAAAUGCCACAUGGGGAUGAGUGUUUUGGAGAAGGAAAGGAAAGGAAUUUCUGCUGAGGAUCGUGCCAGAGCGGUUCAGGCCCAGUUGUUGGGGUGGGGUGGGGAGGGUGGGAAGAGUGAGGCAGGGAAGGGUGAUUUUUGUAUGACUUGGAUCGUCCUUGCUUUUUUACAAAAGACUAUUUAAAUUUUCUACUUGUUUACAGUUUCUGUAGGAAGAGAUCCGUUUUAAAACCAGUUCUCUAGAUCAUAGUUGGCCACUUAUUUUUUAGAUUAAUGUACAAAAGCUGAGAUUGCCUGUUCCUGAUCUAUUUAAAGAAAAAAAAAAUACUAGUAAAGCUGGAUUUGUCGCCCAGACAGGAAUGUACAAACAGAACAAAACCUGUUUACAAACCCCAUAACCUGAGUGAGGAGGGCUGAGGAUGCGAGGAGUUCAGUCAGGGGUGGCCCACUUUCCUUGCACCAUCAGGGCUAUUUUUGGAGAGGAUUCUCUUUGUGCAGAGCAAGAAUUUAUGCAAGAAUUUAGAAAUGGUGGGAGAAAUUGAGGCAGGAGCUGCCUGCAGGUGGGAAAGAGUGGGAUCCAACAGUCGGAAGUGUACUUGAGGAGGAGGUGGGUAUCCACCAUCAGUUGUUGGCUCCUUCCCAACUGGGGAGCUUGUCAUAACAACCGACCUCGGCUGUAGGUUGUUUUAUUUUCAUUCCCUACUACAGCUUUGCAGUAGAGAAUUCUCAGUUUGGGCUUUUUUGUGUGUAAAUAAUCUGUUGGGGUACAGCGAGUCUCUGCUGACACUGCAGGCAAAAGCCAACGCGUGUCUCAGAGGGGGCAGUAGAUCUUCUGAAGCACCUACUGUUAAGAUUCAUUCAGCGUGAGGAAACCCCGAUUGCGUUUAAACCUACCUCAGUAAUUACCACACAUCGUUGCUGGGAAAUGAAUCCCUAUUUUUUCAUUGUCCUUACUUAAUUCCCUUUCUGACCUGUUGGAGGCACGUUAAAAGCCUUCGUACGCGCUUCGGCAGCACAGGCUCGAGGGCAGGUCUGGGGCAGCAACCCGUGGUGCUCCUUGCAGAGGCUUUCCCCAGCGGCAGAAGCGGAGCCACGCUGCAAUUACUCAUUUUAAUUGUAGCUGAUGACACAACAGCACAGCACGGAGCCGUGUGCCCUGUGGAAUCACAGGUUGCCCUGGGAGUCACCGUGUCUUAGAAAUGCAUUUCUAAGUAUCGUCUCUUUUGAUUCUACCAGGCUUUUGCUCCAAAGGAGAAGCACAAACCAAACCCAACAGGGAAUAACAAAGCUUAGCCACAGCUCCGUGCUCUCUUUAUUGUGAAUCCAGGGAGGGAGUGGCUGCACCACCCGCCCCAGGGCAGAGCAGCCUCUGCUUUGAGCAAACACCCCGGGGGACGUCUGCGGGAUAACUGUCCGGAUAUGCUGGAUCACCUCUUUGGAAGCAGAUGGGUAUGAAAAAUCUUUUGAGUGACUUAAACUACCCGGAAGCCCCUGAGGUGGAACCCGUCUUUAUUUUCAAAUUCAGCUUCUACAGAAUAACCUGCUGCUUCAAAGGGGGUGAGAGCUGUAGGAACCUUGAUCUGCAGAAGGAGCCGGUAGCUGAUUUUUUCCUAAACACCAUAACUGAACUAAAUAACUGAACCCUAAACUAAGGGUUUAGGUUGAUCAUCUCAGCUCAAUUUCCAGUACUUCUGGGUUUUUUAAACUGUGGCAAUGCUUCGAAUUGUUUAAAGUCAGGGAGGGGAAUGAUGAUGGAGAUUUGAAAUAUAUCCUGCUUGAAAUGGUGUUUAUUUGUGAGGUUUAGUGCCCAGGUUGUUUCCGGAUCUCAGCUGUUCCUUGCUUGUGUAUCACGUAGCCUCCUGUCACCCCGGAGGAGGUGGUUAAAAUGUAGAACUCGAGUCCUGGCUGGGUUUUUUGCCCUCCCUACUCCUGUAAUCCUGAGCCCUACCUUUUAUCUUUGACACCUGAACUUGCAUGCCACGCUCUCUCUGUGCAAAGCACUCCUUCCUGGGAUUCAAACCCGUUCCCAGUGGCUGUUUCAGGUUUCCUGGGUAAGAUCACAUCAGCCCUAAUGCAGUUCCCCAGCUGGGGCACUCACAGGGCUUCACCUCCAAAAUCAUCGCACCAGGGGGCUUUGAAGCAUAUCCGAGUUUGAAUGCAGCCCAACUGGGGUACCUCAGUGUGGGUUUAGGGGGCUUUCCCACUUGGUUCCCCCUGUUAACCGGCACAGCUCCAGUAUGGUUGCCUGGUCUCUGGGGCUGGCACCGAUCUCUGAUUUCCCCUGGAGCUUCAACCCCUGCCCAGGACAGCAGCACUGCACUUGCUGAAACACUCCGGAUGCUUUGGGCUUCAGCUGACCUGACACACUUGUAGCUGAACAGAUGCUCCUCAUGAUCAACAGCAGCGCUUUGUCCCUCUCCAGCAGCCCCUGAAAGCUUGACCCUCUCUGCUCCGAAGCCAUCCGAGAAGUUGUACAUAGCCCAGAUUCUCCAGCUUGUCCCAACAGCAGGUUAAUGUGUCUCCAUCCUAUGCACGCGAUGACCGAAGCUCCAAAAUGCUGCUUUGCAAGAUUGCAAUAUCAAAGCUUCCCAUAAAAUCCACAGCUUCUUAUUCCCAGCAUUCCCAGGGAGCUGAAUCUCCCGGUUUAUCCCACUGCAAGCGCGUUGCACAGUGUGCUUUGCUCCGAGAGCUUUGCUGUCCUCUCCAGGCUAUGUCAGGGCCGGCGAGCGCUCGGCUGCGUCUGGUGAACGUGGACAUCGGCCUGAUUGCCGCUGACAGCAGAUUCCCCUGAGUUUGUGCUGUUCCUUCUUUCUUCAUCCCUUCGUGGUGCUCGUCAUUCAGUGAAAUAUCCCAAAUCAGAGAUGCGGCCGUGUUGCAUGGAAGAAGCUCUCUCAGGCCGACGCAAGCUGCCCUCACGCUGGGUCGGUAGCACUUGUUGGUUUAAAGUGUAAAAAAUCCAACAGCAGCAAAAAGCCACGUUUUAUUGUACAUUGAUCUGUGCUCCUGAGUGCUCUGCCCUUCCUUGGAGCUUAGACCUGAGUUCUGCUGCGGAAGGUUUAGGUACAAGCUGGACCUAGGGGGGGCAGUGAGCUCAGGGCUGCAGCGGGUGGCUCCAGCGAAAAUCCAACAGUGCUGCCGAGUCAUUCUGGCAAGGGGAGGGAAAACCCUUUGGAAAGGGCUGGGAAGACCAUAAGAAGAGCUGGGCAAGAAGGAGUAAUGCCCACCCUUCCAGGGCGGCAAUGCUGCAGCUCCGGAGGGGCUGAGGACCCCAAAAAAGACAGCAGCAGGGACUGGGCAGCCCUGGCGGCACUGAGAAACCAGAGUGCAGAGUGGGAGUCAUCCUGAGGUUCAUCUUGAGCAGCAGAAUGUCAAAUUGAAUGUGAAACUUAACUCCUGUCCCAAUGUACCACUUCCAUAACUGGAUUGGGAGUUGUUUUCGCCCGAGGCAUUUUUUGCCUGUCAUGAAGGGCUGGUGGGUCCCUGUGCUGGGGGACUCAGUGCACGCACCAACGCUGCCGCCGCUUCCAGUGCUUUCCCUUGAUGAACUCGUGGUCCUGUUGCAAUGCCAUCCUCUUCCGAGCAGGAGAGGAAGAAGCUUUCGUGUCCAUCAGACCUGCAGGUAGCGGGUGCACAUGGCUGUUAGCAUGAGGUAGCGCCUGGCCAUAGCUGACAACUCGCCCGCAGCUCUUGGUAGACUCGUCCAUGGUAGUCCAGUGUCGGUUUUGUAUCAUUUAAUUUUUAGCACUUUAACUGUGAGUGUACAAACUGAUUAUAAUGUAGUAGGUGUACAUUUUCAUUUGGGUCCUUUGCAAGUUUUUAAUAAAACGAUGGAAAAAUC